AUGGCAAUGGUAUUCCAAGAGAAGUGUCCCGUCUUCGCUCGAUCCGCUGCCAAUUCCGGAGCAGCCACCCCUUCAGCAGCGUCAUCCGCCUCCUCCACACCCACUCCUGCACCAUAUCCAUCAUCACAACCAACUAUGCCAACUCCAUAUCCAUCUGGAUCCGGAGCCACACCAUAUCCAUCUUCAGCGACACCUUAUCCAUCGGCAGGAGCCAUGGGAUACAAUCCAUAUAUGAAUGUCCCUCAACAGACACCAUAUCCAAUGGCAGGAGGAGCCACACCGUAUCCAUCGUCGUCUCAAGGAGGCGUCGGAGUACCACCACGUCCACCACCAGUCUCUUCUCAAUCAUCAGUGAGCAGUGGAAAUGGAUCAAUUCAAUCAGAUGCUAUACGAGCAUCCGUGAUGUCGGCGGUGGAGGAGAAACUCAAGGCGAAGUUGAGAGAACGAAUGGGAACCAACAGCGCCGAGAUGGCAUCAAUCCGAACAACAAGCGAUGAGCUUCGCGAGGGACAACAGAAAUUGAAAAAGAUGUUGGAAGAGCUCGAAACUCAACGAAACAGUCUUCAGACAGCCGUCGAAAUCUACACAGUGAAAAAGACAGAACUCGCGAAGGCAUUGUCGGAUGCAGGAGGUACAGAUGCACCACCAAUUGAUGAGGCAAUCGAUGCUGCCUAUCCACUUCAUCGACAAAUUGUUAUGAAUUAUGCCAAGGAUUUGACGUGUGACGAUUUGAUUUAUGCGUUGGGUCAAUCUCUGAAAAAGCGUCACAUCACGACUGCGGAAUACCUGCGACGCGUUCGCGACGUCUCCCGUGAGCAAUUCAUUCAUCGAGCCACAAUGCAAAAGUGCCGAAGAACUGCGGGUCUACCAAUCUAA
Messenger RNA from Caenorhabditis remanei, 876 nucleotides. RefSeq lists its product as uncharacterized. The transcript is spliced from 3 exons. Gene Ontology annotation, molecular function: ubiquitin binding. The coding region runs from base 1 to 876 and encodes 291 amino acids. Gene Ontology annotation, biological process: endosome to lysosome transport. Gene Ontology annotation, cellular component: ESCRT I complex. NCBI's taxonomy places the organism in Eukaryota, Metazoa, Nematoda, Chromadorea, Rhabditida, Rhabditidae. The record is from RefSeq and is a predicted model, not a curated record.